This is a messenger RNA of Diaporthe citri, 2733 nucleotides long. RefSeq lists its product as uncharacterized. The record is from RefSeq and is a predicted model, not a curated record. The coding region runs from base 1 to 2733 and encodes 910 amino acids. Gene Ontology annotation, molecular function: protein binding. The transcript is spliced from 4 exons. Gene Ontology annotation, cellular component: nucleus. Lineage: Eukaryota; Fungi; Ascomycota; Sordariomycetes; Diaporthales; Diaporthaceae.
AUGUCGUUUCCUGCUAGGGAGUCCUAUCGCGGCCCUAGUCGCGGGGGUGGGCCAGGCCAUGCGCAUCGACAUUCGCGGAGCAACAGUGCCAUUUCAGAAAUGCUGGGCCAGGCCGGCCAGGCGCUGGGGGCCAUUGCUGCCCCGCAGGCGUCUACCUCUACAGCAGCCCAGCCCGGCCCAGCCCAUGCCCGUGCCCCUGCACGUCCCGAUCUGGACGCGCAGCACCACAUGCGCCCGCAGCUGCGUUCCACUGUCAGCAGCCCGACCUCUCCCUCAUUCGGAUUUGGCAGCAGCAGUAGCGGCGGCGGCAGUGGCAGCACUGGCGCCAUUGGGCAUUAUCCACAACAACUUCCGACUCGCACCCAUCCUGCCUUACAUUCUCAACCACAACCACCACUGCCAACCACCGACGCCUCUUUGCAUCUGCCGCCACCCUCCCAAUCCUUUGCCGCUGGUGUUCCCGGCACUGGCAUUGGCACUGGCACUGGCAUCGGUUUCGGUUCAAAGCAAAGAGCCGUGUCUGCGGCAGCUUCGGCCUCGACAAGUUCUCACCCUCCUCCUGCUGCUGCCCAUCAUCGCCCUCUCCACAGCGCAGGCCCAGCCGCAUCCUUCCCUUCCAACGCGCCGCCGGCCGAAUCUCCAUAUCCUCCCGCCUCGUAUGCCCGCCUUGGGCAGCAUCUCCCGACUCGCAAACCCCUUCCACAGCUUUCUCGCGCUUGGGCGCCCGCUGAUGCUCUUGAUCCGGCACUGAGCCCUCCGCCGGUAUCCACUUCAGGCUCAGGAUCGCGUCCUAGUCCCACCCAUCGAUCAAUGUUCGGUCUCCCUUCUAUACCAACGUCCAACGACGACUUUGCUUCUUCUAUACCUCACCUAAAUCCCACUCCGGAUUCGACGUCCGCCCCGGCCUCCACCACUCCGGCCUCAGCCCCGGCUUCGACCAGCAAGGCCACAAUGAGCCAGCAGCCGCAGCAGCAGCAGCAAUACGCUGCUCCUAAUCGGCGUACAGGCGGAUACGAAGAGCAACAUCACAUAUCAGGCCCUGGCCCCAGUCAAUACCAACACGGCCAACUCUCCCCACGCGAGUACUCGACCCCAAGCGCUGGCCCUCAGAUCAAACUGGACCAGACCCCAAGCAACCCACCCUCAUACCAGGGCACACCUGCGGUUCCCAGCGUGCUACAGCCGGGCGGUCCCAUCGGGCUCCAUGCCUCCACCACCGUCGCAGCAGCAUCAGCAGCAAGACUAUCAGACCCCUUCCAAGCCUUCUUUGAACCUCUCUCACAGCUACUCGCGAUCAAGCCCUGCUACAGGAGGCUACGACGGAACCCCAACUACUCGCCCUACACCCCAACAACACCAGGAGGAUCGGUCGCCACGUCGUCGCAAUUCAUGUCCCCAACCGACCGAGGCUACAAUGCGCCAGGGUCCCAGAGGAACAUGUCGCACACCCCACUUGGCCUGGCUGACAUCAGACCACGCGCCGACUCGACCCUGUCUGACGGCUUGCCCAGCGGUGUUGACUUUUCCAUGCAGAACACACCGCCGGGCACAAGCAACUACAUGGCGCCCUGGGCGACAUACGCGUUCGACUGGUGUAAAUGGGCGCCUCAGGGCAAUGGCGCCGGCAAGGUAGCCAUCGGAAGCUACCUCGAGGACGGUCAUAAUUUUAUUCAAAUCCUUGAUACCCAAAUCGUUCCAACUCCUUCUGAUGUCUACAACACCCAUGGCGGCUCGAAGUGGACAAUGGACUUCACCAGAGUCGCCGAGGCCACACAUUCAUACCCGGUCACCCGCCUGCUGUGGGAGCCCCCAUCCUCAACGAAACAGUCGACAGACCUCCUCGCCACGUCAGGAGAUCACCUGAGACUAUGGUCUUUACCCUCCGAUACUCCGUCAAACCCCGGCAACUCGGUAACGGGCCGAGGCCGGGAUGUCGCUGCCACGAAGCUUACACCGCUCGCCCUGCUGUCCAACUCCAAAACUCCCGACCACACUGCGCCGCUGACCUCCCUUGACUGGAACACGGUCUCGCCCAGUCUCAUCAUCACCUCUAGCAUCGACACUACCUGUACAAUCUGGGACAUACCGUCCUUGACGGCCAAGACCCAACUGAUCGCGCACGAUAAAGAAGUGUACGAUGUACGGUUUUGCGCAAACAGCGUUGACGUGUUUGUCAGCUGCGGCCAGGACGGUAGUGUGCGCAUGUUUGAUCUGAGGAGCCUGGAGCACAGCACCAUCAUCUACGAGCCUACGGGCAAGGAGGACAGAGUAGACGCAAACGGCGGCAAAAUGAGCCCUACACUUGCCCAACAAACAAUGUCGAACCCGCCUCCUCUCCUGCGGAUUGCCACUUCCCCGCACGACACCCAGCUGCUCGCGACAUUUGCGCAGGACUCCAACGUUAUCCGCAUCCUUGAUACGCGGCAACCUGGCCAGGCACUGCUUGAGCUGCGGGGCCAUGGAGGCGCUGUUAACUGUAUAGACUGGUCGCCGACGCGGCGGGGCCAGCUCGCAUCCGGAGGCGACGACUGCCAAGUUCUCCUAUGGGAUUUGAUGAGCCAGCAGCAGACCAACGGUGCACCCCAGACGGACAGUAUCCGCAGCCCAGCCGCGAGCUGGCAGUGUGACUACGAAGUUGGCAAUCUCGGGUGGGUGCCUCGUGUGCCAAGCGAUGAGGCUGGUGAGUGGCUCGGGGUUAGUGCCGGUCGGGGUAUCUGGGGUGUUAGGAUGUAA